This is a messenger RNA of Oxyura jamaicensis (ruddy duck), 2285 nucleotides long. It is a transcript of the gene TSSK6, whose product is annotated as testis specific serine kinase 6. Gene Ontology annotation, biological process: protein phosphorylation; intracellular signal transduction; microtubule cytoskeleton organization. The record is from RefSeq and is a predicted model, not a curated record. The transcript has a single exon. The coding region runs from base 81 to 914 and encodes 277 amino acids. Gene Ontology annotation, molecular function: protein serine/threonine kinase activity; tau-protein kinase activity; ATP binding. Gene Ontology annotation, cellular component: cytoplasm. NCBI's taxonomy places the organism in Eukaryota, Metazoa, Chordata, Aves, Anseriformes, Anatidae.
CUGCCACGCACCAUGUGUUAAAGCUUUCAAGCCCUGCAGCAGAACACCCACUUCGGUAAAGCCCCCCGGGAUCGCUCAACAUGCCAAAAACGGAUGCAGGCGAGAAGCUACUCUGUGAGCUGGGCUACAAGCUGGGUCAGACCUUAGGGGAAGGCAGCUUCUCCAAAGUGAAAGCGGUCACCUCCAGCAAAUACAAGGUCCCCUUGGCCGUCAAGGUGGUGGACCGGCGGCGAGCCCCCCCAGCCUUCGUGUACAAGUUUCUGCCCCGGGAGCUCUCCAUCCUGCGCAAGAUCCGGCACCCCAACAUCGUGCGCAUCUUCGAGCUCAUCGAGGUGUGCAACGGGAAGCUCUACAUCGUGAUGGAGGCAGCGGCCACCGACCUGCUGCAGCUGGUGCAGCAGCUGGGGAAGCUGCCCUGCGUCCCCGAGGCCCGGGACAUCUUCGCGCAGGUCGUGGGGGCCGUGCGCUACCUGCACGACCGCAACCUGGUGCACCGGGACCUCAAGUGCGAGAACGUGCUGCUCGCCGCGGACGGCCGCCGGGCCAAGCUCACCGACUUCGGUUUCAGCAAGGAGGCCAGCAGCUACCCGGACCUGAGCACCACCUUCUGCGGGUCAGCAGCCUACGCUUCCCCAGAGGUGCUGCUGGGCAUCCCCUACGACGCCAAGAAGUACGACAUGUGGAGCCUGGGGGUGAUGCUCUUCGUGAUGGUGACCGGUUACAUGCCCUUCGACGACACCCGCAUCCGCAGCAUGCCCCAGCAGCAGAAGAAGGGGGUGCUGUACCCGGAGGGGCUGCCCCCGCUGCCGGAGCCCUGCCGAGCCCUCAUCGCCCAGCUGCUGCGCUUCAGCCCGGCCUCGCGGCCCGGCGUGGGGCAGGUGGCCAAGAACAGCUGGCUGAAGGGGGACAUCUGAAGGAGGAGGUCCUCCCCGGAGACCCCGGGAGGGCGGUCACAUUUUGGUGCAAUCAGUGCUGUAGAAGAAAAGCACGUGAGGAGUUAAUUGAUCAUUUCGAGCUGCGGGCUGUGGGUGUGAUUGAACUUCAAGCAUUGGCAAGGCCGCGUGGUGGUUAAGAAGGUGGUGGUAUCAAGAAAGCGGUCGUGCCCCUUCACAAAUGAGACAAAUGAGUCCACCGCAAGUGAGGCUUCAAGCCGUGCUGACCAUGUUGAGCAAGGGCUAAGAGCAAACCGUGAGGCUGCUCACCCCAGACGUGGCUACCUGAACUCCUGGGGGGGCCAGGUCCGAGCUCUCCCACUGAGCCAGCCUUGUUUGCCACCAAAAUGUGCUUGAGAUGAGGUGGGGGAGAAGUGGUGGUCCCAUAAAUCACUACUGCAGAGACAAUGUCCUAUUCUUUAUAUACCGCCCUUUAGAUCUCACAGCGAUAUUAAAAAAACACAGACUCACAGCAGAAUCUUUGCAGGCAACCCAACAGCAUUACAGAGCCGAAACUUUUAGUGUGGCUUCGAGAUCCGUGCCUUAACUUCAACCAGAUCUUGCAGAUGUUGAUUCUUGCCAGCAUCUGAAAUCUCUGCCAAGAGAUACCUGGUGAGAAAGAAAUGCCACUGGCCGUGGAGAACACUGAAACGAGAAAGAAAGAUGUAAGGUAAGGGAGCACUGCUUUGCUAGCACCAGCCUUCCAGCUCCCACACAAAGGUAUCGAUUAAUUUUCCACCCCCCAAAUCUGUGACGUAUGCCAGCUGUCAAGCCCUACUUUCAGCUAGGUAUUUAAAGGUAGGAGCUGGCAUCUGAAAACGUGCUUUCAUGAGCAGUUUCAAAUCCCCUUUAAAUAAGUUCCAACCAAGCUCCCACAGAAACCCAAGUCCAAGAGAAAAUUUCCAGCUGGGUGGUCUGCUAAUCCUGGUGCCGUUAGUGCCCCGUGAGCUAACGCAACGCAGCCUUGGCAGCGGCUCCCCCAGCGAGGGCACAUCUGAAAUGAGCAGACAAGCCCACACGGUUCUGCUGGAGGAGAAGGAAACAUCUUUUGUAACACAAACAUUUUGGGUCUAUUAAAAGCAGCAGUUUAAGUAGAACAAGAUGUGGCAGCAGAGCCAGCCCAAGGCUUUUCAGCACAUGGGCUACAGCAAAUUUUGCCACCCCCAGAAUGAAGAUUUACUUUGCUCUCAAGCCUUGCAGCUGCAAAAUAAAUCUUCAUAGCAGCAGAGUCCAAAGCAGGCAGAGAAAGGGAUAGGAAGGGUGUCUUGGGGCCAUCCAUGGCUGGGCAGAGAGGCUUAGGAAGGAUCAGGGAGCCGCUAGGGACGGAAAAGAACAGAGAAGCUGAAAGGGUGU